Messenger RNA from Trypanosoma cruzi, 1557 nucleotides. RefSeq lists its product as uncharacterized. NCBI's taxonomy places the organism in Eukaryota, Euglenozoa, Kinetoplastea, Trypanosomatida, Trypanosomatidae. Bases 1 to 1557 code for a protein of 518 amino acids. The record is from RefSeq and is a predicted model, not a curated record. The transcript has a single exon.
AUGGCCUUCCCGCUGAAUACGCUUGUCUGGCUGAAGCAGCCGGGGUACCCGUGGUGGCCGGGGAUGGUGCUUGAUCCCGCAGCGCUGGAGAUGGUAUUGCCUGCGGGGUACGACACAUGCGUGCUCUGCCUACCCUCCGUGUCAUCGAGCGUGGCGUUCGCCAACAGCAGCAACGCCGAGGAGCUUCUUCGAUUUGAUCCGGAGACGGACGCAGAAUUGAUAGAGGCGGGGAAACAAGAUGCGGACUGCGCCGCGGCGAUUGAGGAGGCAUUGAAUGUCUAUGAACAACAAGCACAGCAGGCUCAAUUGGAGGAGGAGGAGGGAGAAAAAAAUGAACACGAAGACGGUGGAGGUCGCAAAGGGACACACACGCGGAAGAAACAUAUGCCACACAAGGCGGAUAAGCACGAAAGGAAGCGGCGUAAACGGCAUGAACGCAAUGAGUCGACUCCUGUGGAUCGGCGUUACCGCCACGAAAAGAAGAAAAACGAGCGGCGUAAAUAUAUGGAUAGUGACGAUCUCGAGAGUGGGACGACCGAGGAUUUAAGCGACAACAGUGAUGACAGGAGAAGGGGCAAACGCACCGGGAAGAAAUCGGGAAAGGCGGGAUCGCAGGACGCCGUGGAUCAAUACGAAGAGGAGGCGGGGUUUCUGCCAACUCACCAGGAAGAUGAUGCGGCAUACUUGGAGCGCAUGCUUCGUGAGAACCGUCACACCGUAUCCGAUAGUACGCUUGCGACCAUCCGGCACAAGCUAGAGACGCUGACAGAAGCCUGCAAUCACGGUGGUGUCAUUUCUGUCAGUGAGGCGGCGGAGGAGGAAUUACUUGAGGUCCUCUCACCGCUGUCACUUGUGAACGUCACCCUUGACCAACUUCGCCGCCUUAAGAUUGGUGUUACUGUUGGAAAAUUCCUCUUGAGGGACUACCCUGUUCGUGUCGUCUCGCUCGCUUCGGCGAUCUUGACGUAUUGGUUUCGUCAACUUCCGCCCGCAACGCAGCAGCUCUUGAGUAAAAAGUCAGCUCUCGAUAUGGCGUCAAAUGACACAACAAUUGGCUCGGAGCGCCAGGACGUUUCACUGGGUGCAUUGGGCGUGCAGCUAGAGGCCUGCUUCACCGACGAGGAGGUGUGCGACACCAUCAAUGAUCCUGUUAUCGUUGCAGGGAACAUCGAGAAGGAGUUGGAGGCCGUGGACGACGAGGAUGUCAGCAUGGAAGUCCUCGCUGCUUUGCGGGAUGGUAGCAACACGGCUCUGCGUUGCGGUCUGCUUGACGGCUCUAUCACUGCGAAGGACUUUGUUGCGAACCCUACCAACCCGGAUCUUUUACUGAAGCGCAGCGACAAUGACGGUGACAAGACGUCGGGGGUGUCGCCCGUAGAACCGGAGUCCCCGCUGGAGGAGGGGAGCGACCUCACAAAUUUUACGACGCUGUACGUGUGUCCCGGCUGUGGUGCCCGCGAGGCGGUCGCCAACGAGUACUCGGUGCAGGCGCAUGAUAACAUGGCGGUUUUUGUGCGAUGUCUCAAAUGCGACGAGACGUGGAAUGUUGAGGCGUAG